Scophthalmus maximus (turbot) is the source of this 4301-nucleotide messenger RNA. Its product is annotated as homeobox protein Dlx3b-like. Gene Ontology annotation, biological process: regulation of transcription by RNA polymerase II; epithelial cell differentiation; embryo development. The record is from RefSeq and is a predicted model, not a curated record. Bases 58 to 1077 code for a protein of 339 amino acids. Lineage: Eukaryota; Metazoa; Chordata; Actinopteri; Pleuronectiformes; Scophthalmidae. Gene Ontology annotation, molecular function: RNA polymerase II cis-regulatory region sequence-specific DNA binding; DNA-binding transcription factor activity, RNA polymerase II-specific. The transcript is spliced from 3 exons.
AAUAGAGGGGGGCGGUGGGGGGCGGGGGGGGGGAAAGAAAGCAAGAAACAAUCAAAAAUGAACGCGCAACCCUCACCUGUCUUCGAGGAGAAGAAACCGUCGCUGGCUGGGAGCUCCAUCUCGGCCACCAAGGAUUCCCCGACCCUGCCGGAGUCCUCGUCCACGGACAUGGGCUUCUACAGCGGCAUGGGCGCGCUCCACGGCGGCGGCUCCUCGCAGGAUUUCUACCCGGCACAGCAGCAGCAGCAGCAGCAGCAGCAGUACUCGGCGCAACACCUGAGCCCGUACGCGUACCACCACUACAGCCUGAACGGGAUGGGUCCCGGCGGCGCGUACCCCGUGGGCAAGGCAGAGUACCCGUACCCGCACGCCGCGUACAGGGAGCACGGCGCGUUCAGCAGGGAGUUGCAGGACGUUGUGAAAGAAGAGCCGGACAUGGAGGUCCGCAUGGUCAACGGGAAGCCCAAGAAGGUGCGCAAGCCCCGGACCAUCUACUCCAGCUACCAGCUGGCCGUCCUGCAGAGGAGAUUCCAGACGGCCCAGUACCUGGCCCUGCCCGAGCGGGCGGAGCUGGCCGCACAGCUGGGCCUCACGCAGACGCAGGUUAAAAUUUGGUUCCAGAACCGCCGCUCCAAGUUUAAGAAGCUCUACAAGAACGGGGAGUUUCCACUCGGGGAAAUUGCCCUUGAACACAGUCCAGACGCCAGUGAUUCCAUGGCCUGCAACUCUCCUCCGUCCCCAGCUGUGUGGGAAAACGGCAGCAACAGUAACAACAACAACAACAGCGGCAACAACAGCAGCAGCAACAACAGCAGCAGCGGCGGCGGCGGCGGCGGCGGCGGCAGCAGCGCAAACGGCGGCAGCGUCAAGAAUAAUGCAAACUUGGAGCCCACCAGCAGGGGGCAGGGCCCCUACCAGCCUCCGGUGGACUCCUCGCCCACCUACAUGGGGGAGUUUACGCACCAGAACUGGUACCAGCAGCAGGGGUCACAUUUGGGCCUGCCGUUGUCGGGCCCGGCGCACCACACACCGUCGACGGCGCCGUCAGCCACACAGAGCAUGGGAGCCGUGUACUGAAUCACGGACGCUGCUGGACAGUUUGAACGCAGCCCCCCGGGGUGGGGUGGUGGGGUGGUGGGGGGGCUGUUGUGACCAGACACUCCCGACAGUGGCCAUCAGACACGAGUCAUGACUGUAAAAGCUGACACACACACACACACACACACACACACACACACACACACACACACACACACACACACACACGGGCGCGCGUGGUUUAACAGUUACCCUCCCGUCCUCAUCUCCAAGGCUCAUGACGUAGAGGUUAUAACAGAGCUCAGGGCGGCUGAUGUUGGGAUUCGGAUUAGUGCUUAGCCUGAUGCUGACCUUUUUUAUUUUUAAAAUCACUGAUGGUGGUUUUUUCUUUUUAUAUUUAAUAUUUUAACUAUGACCAUAUUUAUGUGGAAGCACCUGCGACGAGUCAGUAUUUCUCCGAAACCCUCUCUCAUGCAAGCGGCCUCUGACAUUUCCACAGUAAAACUCACGAGUACUACUGAAGUCCUCCCAGUAAAUUGACGGCCCACCACCACACCGGCGCAGGAAACGUUGAGAUGUGUGAGGAUUUAGUUUGAUGUGGCCGCGGUCCGUCACUGAGUGGAAGGUGGGCAACGCCGAAAGGCUGAUGACCUUUUCAAAUAAAACACCGAGCCCCCGACAGAGGAAACAAACCCUGGAGAGACACGCAAUUGAAUCAUGAGAGAGUGUUUUCUCAAUAGUACAUAUUACAAAAAACCCCCCCUAAAAUUCAAAAUGCAAACCUUUAAUCACUGAAAUGUCAUCUUCCACUCGGAACAACAUCGUGGACUGAACACAACCAAACAAUGCUUCUGCCUGUAUACUUAUAUGUAUAAGUUAUAUUACCCCCUCAAAUCAUGGUUGUGGCAGAUACAAGUGCAUAAUCUCACAGUGGAGGUGAGGCUGGGGUUAAAAAUGUAUGAACAACAAUGUCACAAAGAACUGGCAUUUUAAACCGUGGAUAAGACUUGUUUUUAAUCCUAAUUUGAUUUAAUCUGCAUUAGGAUUGAAUAUGACUGCACAUCAGGGUGUUUGCAGGUGUUCAGAAGUUCUACUGCAUAUUUGUAAAAGUUGUAUUAAGCCUUAUGUGUCUCCAGAGGGAGCUGCGGGAAUUUUUUAAAUAAUAUUUUAAUAAAGUGAUGUCAUUUGAGUCAGUGUUGGCUCGGACUGAAGACUUUUGCAAAUGGAAGAAGAAAAAAAAAGGAGCUACGGUUGAGUUCUUGUUCUUGGGCCACGACCAGCUAAGAGAUCGCAGCGCGAUCGGUUGUACGCUCUUCUUCGUCGUCUUUAAUGGCGGUUGGCAACCAGCGCAAUAGGCGCAUUGGCGGCACCUUCGGCCGCGGAGUUUUCCCUUUCCUUGGCGGGAAAAAAAGCGAAAGAGCAGCGGUAGAUGCAGCGACUUCUUUAUUGUCGCCGUGAUACGUUCGAAAGAAGUUGUCGUUCGAUGUGAGUGUGCAACGACAUCUAACCCGUACCUUAAUCCUGACCCUAACCUUACCCUAACCGUAACCCUCAGCCCGAACCCUACUCGAAUUGAACGCUGCAUUUAAAUGCUUCAAAAGUGUAAAAUCAAAGACACUAUGUGAGAUGUCACGCCGUCGCCCGCCGUCUUUUUGACAUUUCCAGGAGACGUGACAGCACGCGUGCGCGAGCGCUGGACCAAUGAACGGUGUUCAUUCUUAUCUGGCUGUUGGUACUCAAGAAAACUCAAGAAGGCUACACCCACUUCCCGCUUGAGCUGUCACAAGUAUUCAUCAACGGCAACGCCGACGGGCGGUAAUGGAAAUUAGACACCUCGGUUGACGCGCUUCUUUUCGACCCCUUUCGGGGGGGGGGGGGGGGGGGGGGAUGCUAUGACGUGUCACGGACGCGACGAAGGCUCGUCACCUCUCUCGGUAACCUCUGCCAUCUCAGCCGCGGCCUCCGUCUGUCUCGGUUCGAGCUUGAACAAUGUUCAGUCAGCGUUGAGAUGAAGGAGACUGAAGUAAAAUAUAUAAGCGGAGGCAGUUUGGUCUUUAAAGGGGCUGUUAGAUAUUUUGAUCAAAUACACUUUUUGUAAAAACUAUGUCCGCUCGCUGUCGGUUCAACGCAGUGAUGGAAACAAACUUGUCUGAUUGAUAGAAGAUAGUUUUAUUAAAAACUUUUGGGUAUACACAACAAGAGGGAGGCACAUGUACAAAAGGUAACGUGACUCUUAUUCUGCGAUCGAGGACUGUCUGUUCCCUCUGGUUUAAGAUUACAAUCCUCAAAUAUAUUACACCAGUCAGUUAAAAAGGACAUUUUAAUGAUUUGGUGAUAAGAUUACUCAUUCACAGUGUGGCCACCAGAACUACUCCGCCUGUGCAACUCAUUCUCUCGAGUGAUUAUAGAAACCAAUCAGACAGUCAUAUUCAAAAAUACAUCUAUAAUAUCUUAUUUGGACAGAUUUUCUUUUUUUGUUUCCGUAUUAUUUGUUUACUGUUAAAGGGCCCUGCAGGGAUGUGGUGUCAAAACUUUGUCCUACAACUCGCAUGAUGCGACUUGUUAGUGUCUUUCAUUUGAAACCAUCCUUUCCCGAUGAAUGCCCACAUCUUUUAAACUCCAUGCCCCAACUUUUUAAAAUAUGUUUUCAAUUAAAAAAUGUGUAACCUCUGACCUUCUUCUCAGAGCUAAUAUACUUAUCCACUCCUGUAUUAUGUACUGGAGACAUUGUACAGCUGUUUCCACGAGCUGAGCAAUAUUCUCUAUGACAAGUAAUCUGAGCUUCAUGUUUUAAAUUGUUGGAGUGGCCUUUUUAUUCCUGCUCGCAGACAAUACAAGGCCCACGACAUCCAUAAAACACAACAAGCGCAAAAGGGAAAGAGAGUUGGUGCCUUAACAUUUGAAAAUAAUUUGUAUGUAUUGUAUUAUUAAUGUGUACUGUACUCAGGUCUUUUAUUUAUAGAGUCAAAUGUAGAUCAAGCGGUUCCAUUUGUGCCUUAAAAGCAUUUGUGUUUCAGACAUUAAGUAAGAAAAUAAAAUAUCUAUAUUUGAAUGCGCCAGUAACGUGCUAUUUUCUGCAUGUAUGUACAUGUGAACGCAGCGAACACACGCACGCCGAGGAGGCGAUAGUGUGCUGACGGUGCUCUCCUGGGGAGCCUGUCAGGGUGAGUCACACAGCAGAUACAGGUUGCACCCAUCCAUAUAUUACACACACACACACACACACACACACACACACACACACACACACACACACACACACA